AUGUCCACUGCUGCCCCAAAGGUUACAGAAUCAACAGAUGUCGUUAAGACAUUCCUCAAGAACUACUCACGCUUCCUUCGUCGUGACUUCCUUGCAAUUCUUGUCAAGAUGACUGCCAAGGAACUCGGAAUUCGUACCGUUCGUUGCGACUGGCGUACCCGUAAAGGAAUGCUUGCCUUUCUCUCUGCUUCCUGGGAACGCUUUGUUGACUUAACAUCACGUGAUACCAUUUUCAAGUGGUACUGCAACAACUUCGACUCAUUAGAAAAGGUCUUUUCCAACCGCAAGCUCAUGAUGUUCAUUUAUGCAAACUGGUCAGAGUACGGAACCUUCUUUUCGUCUCCCGCCACAUUAAGUUUAAUAAAGAACAGUCAGAACGAGAUAGACUCCUACAUUACGACUGGUGCUAAUGCCAGGAACCAGGGUUGGACCGAGACAGAAGCCGGCCAAGUCCUUUCCGGCAUCAUCAGCCACUUCAAGGGUGGUCUCCCACAGGCUGCUCCAGCUAAACCCGCUGCCAAGCCAAUCGUUGAGGAGCCAAAGAUCCUUGAACCAGAGACAGCCAAUUUUGACGCAUCUUUAGAAGCCUCAUCAUCACCAGAUGAUGAGAUCGUCAUCGAGAAUUCAUAUGAUUGCCUUCCGUUUGAAAUCGGAGCAUUCGGUACAAAUGAAUUCCCAACUGUCUUCCACGUCGAUGAUCCAUACUUAUUCGACGACUAUUCUCUGUAA
Messenger RNA from Trichomonas vaginalis G3, 729 nucleotides. RefSeq lists its product as uncharacterized. The record is from RefSeq and is a predicted model, not a curated record. NCBI's taxonomy places the organism in Eukaryota, Parabasalia, Trichomonadida, Trichomonadidae. The transcript has a single exon. Bases 1 to 729 code for a protein of 242 amino acids.